Molecule: messenger RNA, 1053 nt
Organism: Penicillium verhagenii
Lineage: Eukaryota; Fungi; Ascomycota; Eurotiomycetes; Eurotiales; Aspergillaceae
Product: GTPase GPN2
Exons: 3
Coding region: 1-1053 (350 amino acids)
Cellular component (GO): cytoplasm
Molecular function (GO): GTPase activity
Source: RefSeq, a predicted model, not a curated record
AUGCCGUUUGCCCAGCUGGUAAUUGGACCUCCCGGAGCUGGGAAGUCCACCUACUGCAAUGGCAUGCACCAAUUUCUAGGCGCUAUCGGCCGGAAAUGCUCGAUUGUCAAUCUUGACCCCGCCAAUGACAAGACCUCAUACCCGUGCGCGCUGGACGUGCGCGAUCUUGUGACCCUAGAAGAGAUUAUGGAAGAGGAUCAUCUUGGCCCGAAUGGAGCUACCCUAUAUGCGCUUGAGGAACUGGAAGAAAACUACUCUUGGUUAGAGGGUGGACUGAAAGAACUCGGAGAGGAUUAUGUUCUAUUCGACUGCCCUGGCCAGGUUGAACUCUUCACACACCAUGCGUCCCUACGAAACAUCAUCUUCCAGAUCCAAAAGCUAGGCUACCGAUUAAUAGUCAUCCAUCUGGUCGAUUCGUAUACCUUAACUCUUCCUUCAAUGUAUAUCUCCGCCCUUCUCCUCUCCUUACGCGCCAUGCUCCAACUCGACCUCCCCCAUCUCAAUGUCCUCACCAAAAUCGACAAUCUCUCCAACUACAAUGAACUCCCAUUCAACUUGGACUACUACACCGAAGUCCAAGAUCUCUCAUAUCUACUCCCUCACCUAGAAGCCGAAAACUCCCGUCUCACAAACAGCAAAUUCAGCGCGCUGAAUGAAGCCAUCAUCACGCUCGUGGAAGAAUUCGGGCUCGUCAGCUUCGAGACGCUGGCCGUCGAGGAUAAGAAGAGCAUGAUGAAUCUUCUACGAGCCAUCGAUCGCGCGUCAGGAUACGCAUUUGGUCCUGCGGAGGGUGCAAACGACUCUGUAUGGCAGGUCGCUAUCCGAGAGGGCAUGGGCGUCACAGAUGUGAGAGACGUGCAAGAGCGUUGGCUCGAUAGGAAGGACGAGCAUGAUGAGCUGGAGAGGGAGAAUUUGAAAGAGGAGGCUAGAAUGCGUGACGAGGCACACAAAGCUGUCAACAGUGAUCCGAAUGAAAUGGAUGAGGAUGAGGACGUCACAAAUUGGAACGGUCCCAUGCCCGACAGCGGCGUGAAAGUACGCCGGAAGGCGUGA